Messenger RNA from Chiloscyllium plagiosum (whitespotted bambooshark), 2585 nucleotides. The record is from RefSeq and is a predicted model, not a curated record. Lineage: Eukaryota; Metazoa; Chordata; Chondrichthyes; Orectolobiformes; Hemiscylliidae.
AUGCUACCGGUGAUCGAACAGACCCUGAGGCGGCGGCUACUCACUCGGAUCCUUCACCAGGCGGAUCUCAUAGGGGGGCUCAUGCUAUUAAUUCAUGCUUAUGAUAUAUUUCUUAACAUGGAGAGAAAAAUUAUUGCACUUUAUUCUGUAGAAAUCGAUGAAUGUGCAAUCAACGCAUCAAAUUGUGAACAAAGCUGCAUAAACACAAUUGGAAGCUUCACAUGCAGUUGCCUUCCUGGCUAUAGCAUCAAUGCAGCAAACAGUUCACUUUGUGAUGAUAUAGAUGAAUGUGCAACCAACACAUCGAAUUGUGAACAAGCCUGCAAUAAUACAAUUGGAAACUUCACAUGCAGCUGCUUUCCUGCAUACAGCAUCAACGCAACAAAUACUUCACGUUGUGAUGAUAUAGAUGAAUGUGCAACCAACACAUCGAAUUGUGAACAAGUCUGCAAUAAUACAAAUGGAAGCUUCACAUGCAGCUGCCUUCCUGGGUACAGCAUCAACGCAACAAAUGCUUCACGUUGUGAUGAUAUAGAUGAAUGUGCAACCAACACAUCGAAUUGCGAACAAGUCUGCAAUAAUACAAUUGGAAGCUUCACAUGCAGCUGCUUUCCUGGGUACAGCAUCAACGCAACAAAUGCUUCACGUUGUGAUGAUAUAGAUGAAUGCGCAACCAACACAUCGAAUUGUGAACAAGUCUGCCAUAAUACAAUUGGAAGCUUCACAUGCAGCUGCCUCCCUGGGUACAGCAUCAACGCAACAAACACUUCACAUUGUGAUGAUAUAGAUGAAUGUGCAACCAACACAUCGAAUUGCGAACAAGUCUGCAAUAAUACAAUUGGAAGCUUCACAUGCAGCUGCCUUCCUGGGUACAGCACCAACGCAACAAAUGCUUCACGCUGUGAUGAUAUAGAUGAAUGUGCAACCAACACAUCGAAUUGUGAACAAGUCUGCCAUAAUACAAUUGGGAACUUUGCAUGCAACUGCCUUCCUGGGUACAGCAUUAAUGCAACAAACACUUCACAUUGUGAUGAUAUAGAUGAAUGCGCAACCAACACAUCAAAUUGUGAACAAGUCUGCACUAAUACAAUUGGAAGCUUCACAUGCAGCUGCUUUCCUGGGUACAGCAUCAAUGCAACAAACACUUCAUGUUGUGAAGAUAUAGAUGAAUGCGCAACCAACACAUCGAAUUGCGAACAAGUCUGCAUUAAUACAAUUGGAAGCUUCACAUGCAGCUGCCUUCCUGGGUACAGCAUCAACGCAACAAACACUUCACAUUGUGAUGAUAUUGAUGAAUGUGCAAUCAACGUUGCCAACUGUCAACAAAGCUGCACCAAUUCUGUUGGAAGCUUCACAUGUAGUUGCCUCCCUGGCUUCAGCAUCAACCUGACAAAUCCUUCUGUUUGUGAUGCACAACGCAAAGUAAUCUUAAGGUUUACUGUCGUCAGUGAGGAUGUGGAUUUGACUAAUCAACAAGUAAGAGAGAAAGUUCUUCAAAAUCUUCAGGAUUUAGUCCGUAGCAAAACAGCAAAGACAGAAAGGAAGAGAUAAGUGAAAUCUGCAAUUUAUGCCGUACUUCACUACAUCGCAAUUUGAACCACAGCGAUGUGAUCUCAAGUGGGAAAAGAAUGUUUCAUCAUUAUUGUAUUAUUGAAUUUAAGUUUUACAGUUGACUCCUCUAAGAUCUCUACCAUCUCUGCUUAAGUUAUUGCUGAUUAUUAAUAUAAUUGGGAAUUCCAUUCAACCACAUUAACAUUUCCAUAGUUAGACACUUAAACAAUUUAAAGCAAGCGUAUUGUUAAAUAAAACUAAUGUUAGAAUAUUUAAAAGCUGUGAUAAGUAAUGUUAGUACAGCUCCUCAGGAAGACUUGUAAAUGCAUUGUCAAAUUAUUUUCUGUUGGCAUCAGGUCAUUUCAUUACAAACACAAAGGGAAAUUAAGAAUAAACAAGGUAUUAUUUAUACUAUAAUAAUACUAUAAUACCUUGUGAUACACUUGCAUGGAUUCUGUUAAGUGAUGUGAAGCAAAGAUUUUCAGAGAUUAAGCAAAACUGGGAGAAAAAAAAUCCCUAAACUCCAUCAUGGUCACUCAAAAAAAACCAUUACAACAAAAUCUCUUCACAAUAACCUAAUACUAGCUUUUUUUCUAUUUCUAAUUUUAAGUUAAAAUGAAAAUUUCUCACUGAUGCUUGUUGUAUGAAACUAUAAAUUGCGCUCAGCACAUCACAGAUAAUGUCACCUCUUGACUCAAGUUAGAAUCUCUUUACAGAAUACCAUAAAGAACCUCUCCAGUCUCAUUUUGACCUGAAAUGUUUAAGAUGAGUUUAUCAUCCAUUUAUUAUUCAUCCAAUUUUAUGAGUAUUAUGCUGGUACCAAUUCUGUCAAAUGUCAAAUGAGGAACAAAAGAAGAAAAAAAUGUGGAAUUCUGUGGUGCCCUGUUGAAGUGCAAACAAAUGCAUUAUCUGCAACAUGCUAGCAUCUUUGUAAACAUGGUGAAUCAAUUUAUUAUAUAUUCAGCCUCUUUCUUGUUGCAGAAUGCAGUUUGUUGUAAAGGAUUGAAACAAAACUAUUUGAUGAAUUUUAAUAA